This is a messenger RNA of Dicentrarchus labrax (European seabass), 3114 nucleotides long. Its product is annotated as sushi domain-containing protein 2-like. NCBI's taxonomy places the organism in Eukaryota, Metazoa, Chordata, Actinopteri, Moronidae. The record is from RefSeq and is a predicted model, not a curated record. The transcript has 16 exons. Bases 65 to 2524 code for a protein of 819 amino acids.
UAUCUACCUGGGACACAAUUGUAGAAGCUGUCAAGAGAGUAGCAGAAACCUUGGCUAGCGGUUCAUGAUGAAGAGAUACGCAGCAGUAAUAUUUGUCCUUCUGGUUUCAUGUAUCUGCAGGACAUUAGGACAGACAUGUGAAGGAAACUGUGGGGAAAAAUUAGACACAUGUUCAUGUCACUCAACGUGCACUUCUCUGAAGAACUGCUGUACAGACUAUAAAGAGUACUGUGUGGAAAUCUUUCCAUAUUCCGGCUCCAUUUUGGGUGGGACAGAUUUUAUGGUCCUUGAUGCAAAUUUUAAUAAGACUUCCAAGAUUAUAUGCAGGUUCAACAAUAAUACCAACACUCUGGGGUAUGUGGAUGAAAACAGUAGAGGCCAUUGUAUCUCCCCACUGUUGUAUGAAACAGGAUGGGUUCCUUUGGACAUCUCCUCAGAUAAUGGCACUACAUUCAGAAGAGUUGGAUCCUGGCUCUCAGUGCACACUGGCAAGUUAGAUGCUCAGUUUAAGGCAACUCUGGUCAACUCAACAAAAUGGCAGUACUAUGGCACACCCAACGUUGGAGGCACUCUUGAGAUGACAUGGAAUACCUCUUUGGUCAGAGCAGAGAGGGUCAAUAUAGAGCUCUGGGGAUACAGGGAGACAGGUGAAGCGUAUACAGACAGCUGGCAGGGUGAGUGGCUAUAUCUGUAUUCACUUGCAAAGGAUCAGCCCAACAAUGGUUCCUUUAGCUUUUUGCCCGAACCAGCAAAGAACAGCUUCUCUAGUUGGGAGCUUGGCUCUGUACGUGUCAGCCCCAGCACCUACCCCGAUGGCAUGUGGAAUGUACAAGCAGCGUGGACUGAGGAUCACGCUCUUGCCUGGCAUUUGGAGGAGAAGUUCAGGCAGAACUCAACGGUUUGGGCCCUGGACAAAUGUUUAGCAUGGGACCAGCUGGAAAAUCAGCUGCCCAACUUCCUCAGUGAGAUCAUAGACUGUCCUUGCACUUUGGCUCAAGCGAGAGCAGACACAGGGAGGUUUCAUACUGACUAUGGCUGUGAUAUAGAGAAAGGGAGCGUGUGCACCUACCACCCUGGGAGUGUUCACUGUGUAAGGGCAAUACAAGCCAGUCCUAAGUAUGCAGCCGGGCAACAGUGUUGCUAUGACAGCACCGGUGCUCAGGUCCUGACCGCAGACUCGAUUGGGGGUAGCACUCCAGACCGAGCACACGACUGGGGCUCACCUCCAUUCAACAAACCCCCUCGGAUACCUGGACAGUCCCACUGGGUGUAUGACGUCCUCAGCUUCUACUACUGCUGCCUGUGGUCUGACAACUGCCAAUACUACUUCAAACACCGGCCCUCCAGUGACUGCAGGCGUUAUCAGUCACCCAGCUCAGCUUUGGUGUUUGGAGAUCCCCACUUCAUAACAUUUGAUGGUGUCAGCUACUCCUUCAAUGGCAAAGGGGAAUACACUCUGGUGACCUCAGCGAAGAAGCAGCUGACAAUCCAAGGCAGAACAGAGCCUGUGAAUGGGACGGCGAUAAAAGCAACGAAACUGACGUCUGUAGCUAUGAAAGAAGCAUACUCUGAUGUUAUUGAGGUGCGGCAGGUCAGCGGUCACAAUGGCCUUGAAGUGCUGCAGAAUCAAAAAACUCUCUCCUUUACUGAACAGAGCUGGAUGGACCUGCAUGGUGUGUUUGUAUUUUCUCCUACCUCUACAAAUGUGACCGUGAUGUUCCCAACUGGAGCCGGGGUGGAAGUGCGACUGAGAGAGGGUACCAUGACGACCACGGUGCUCCUGCCAGAAGAGUUCAAAGACUCCACUCUUGGGCUGCUGGGAAAGAUGAACGGUGACGCCAUGGAUGACCUCGCUCUCAGCAAUGGUCAACUUGUGCAGAACCACAGCAAUCCAGAGGAGCUAUUCAGUUUUGGGGCGAGCUGGGCUGUCUACAACGAGUCUGCCUUGUUCACAUAUGAUUCAGAAUAUCUUUUGGAAGAGUAUUACUAUGGCCCCAGACACGACCUUCAUUUUGUUCCAGUGUUUUCUGUCCCUGAGAGUCCAGAUGAUCCAUUAGCCAGUCAGGCAUCUGAGAUAUGCUCUGGAGAGGGCUCCCAGUUUUGUAGGUAUGAUAUCCUGGUAGGUCGUAGUCCAAAAAUGGGAAAUGCUACCAGAAUGUCUUUCCAGAGUCACAUUUCUCUUGUGCAGGAUCUAAAGCCAGUGAUAUCCUGUGGUUGGCUUUCACCACCAACAAAUGGGAUGAAAAAGGGGACCACAUAUUUACAAGGAGCUAAGGUGCAGUUUUCCUGCGAUGAUGGCUACACUCUCAAAGGAUCAGCAGAGCGCGUCUGCCAGGGCAACGGCCAGUGGUCUGGAGAAGAAACCAACUGCAUGAUUCCCAGUAAUGUUGCUGGAAUUGUGGCUGGUUCAGUCAUUGGAGCUGUCGCACUGUUUGUAAUUGUAUUAACAAUCGUACUCAGCAGCAGAAAACAGAAAAGAAAAGCUGCACAGUCAAAAGACGAUGUGAUAACUGAGGCCUUCUAAACUCAAUUCUUGAUUUGCUGUCAACUGGAACAUCAAAAGCUGUAAGAUGGAUACAUGCAUAAAUAUAUGCUUAGAUAAAGACUAAACACAGAACAAUACAGAAGAGAUAUCCACAGCCCUGAUUCAGACUUGUAUAUAUAUCAUAAAAUUGAGCAAAGGUCCCUGCAAAGUUAAAAAGUAACUACACACUCCAUCUUCCAAGGCAGACAUGCACUGACUUUUGUAGGUUUAAAAUUAACCCGUGUUGUACUUUUGUUCACACCCACCAUCACUGCAAUGCAUUCUGGGCUAGAAACAGCUUUAUGUUCAGUGUAAAGGGAAAACACUUUAUGAAAGUUUGUGCUUUCAUUUACUUCAAGUUGGAGGACCUGUGUAAAAUGAUUGGUCUAAAUCAAUAAUUGAUAAAAUUCCUGUCAAAGGUCAAUACAUUAACAAUGCAACAGUCUAAACACUCCAUUAUUGUUAAUAUUAAAUUAUUGUUGUUUUGUAUAUUGUUAAUAAAAAGUGUACUCUUUGGACAGCUCUUCAGAUCACCUGUAUAUUUGCAGAAAACAGGAAAAACACUAAGAUGAAAUAAACUCUGCACAGUA